This is a messenger RNA of Xiphophorus maculatus (southern platyfish), 3101 nucleotides long. Its product is annotated as sodium/hydrogen exchanger 2-like. Gene Ontology annotation, molecular function: sodium:proton antiporter activity. Gene Ontology annotation, cellular component: membrane. Lineage: Eukaryota; Metazoa; Chordata; Actinopteri; Cyprinodontiformes; Poeciliidae. Gene Ontology annotation, biological process: proton transmembrane transport; regulation of pH; sodium ion transport. The record is from RefSeq and is a predicted model, not a curated record. Bases 248 to 2380 code for a protein of 710 amino acids. The transcript has 13 exons.
GCAGAGGACACAUUUCAAACUGCGCUGAUGGGACAGAAACAAAACAGAGAGCGUUUGCAGCAGCAGCACCUGCGCUCUGAGCCGUUGGACCGAACGUCGCUGCCAGCUCAGGGAUUCCUGUGCACAUUAGCGUCUGCGUGGCUUCAACAGUUUUGGUGAAAGUACACGAGCUGCUGGCCCGCCCUCCGUCCCUCUGACCCCCGUCCUAUUCUCUGCCUCUCUCCUGUUGUCCCAGCAUGGCUGCAGGAUGGCUGCGCUUUGGCCUCUCCCUCUGCUGCUCUCCCAGCGUCUCUGGGCCUGUUUGGCCCUGACCCUCCCGGAGGAGCCUCACGACGGGCCCCUGUCGGCGGGCUUCGACGCCGGCCGCGUCGGCCCAUCUGUGGAUCUGCCCGGUGCUCUGAGGGUGUUCAGCUUGGACUACCACCACGUGCAGGCUCCCUUUGAGAUUGUGCUGUGGAUAAUGCUGGCCUCACUGGCCAAGCUGGGUUUCCACUGGUCCGGUCGAGUCCCAGCUGUUGUCCCAGAAAGUUGCGUCCUCAUCAUGGUGGGCCUGCUUGUGGGAGGGGUGAUCUACGGGGUCCGCCACUCUGCUCCCCCUACUCUGAGUGCCGACGCGUUCUUCCUCUUCCUGCUCCCGCCCAUCGUUCUAGAUGCAGGUUACUUCCUGCCUGGGAGGCUGUUCUUUGAAAACCUUGGUACCAUCCUCUGGUAUGCGGUGCUGGGAACCCUAUGGAACGUGCUGGGCAUUGGCCUGUCUCUGUACGGCGUUUGCCUGCUGGUUCCAGACUCUCUGGGAGACAUCUCUCUACUCCACUGCCUGCUGUUUGGCUCGUUGAUCGCUGCCGUCGAUCCCGUGGCCGUGCUCUCCGUCUUCCAAGAGAUGCACGUCAAUGAACAGCUGCACAUCUUGGUGUUUGGAGAGUCGCUGCUCAACGACGCUGUCACAGUGGUGCUCUACAAGCUCUUUGAGUCCUUUCUGCGGCUGCCUUCGGUGACUGGAUUGGAUGUACUGGUGGGAGGUUUGAGGCUGAUAGUGGUGGGUUUGGGAGGCUUCUUUGUGGGACUGUUCUUUGGCUUGGUGGCAGCUCUCACCUCACGGUUCACCUCCAGAGCCCAGGUCAUCGCUCCCCUCUUUGUCUUCCUGUAUUCCUACCUGUCCUACCUGACUUCAGAAAUGCUUCACUUCUCAGGAAUCAUGGCCAUUGUGACCUGUGCUGUGACCAUGAAACAGUACGUGGAGGCUAACGUGUCAGAGCGCAGCAACACCAACAUCCAGUACUUCCUGAAGAUGUGGAGUAGCGUGAGUGAGACCUUGAUCUUUGUCUUCCUCGGUGUGUCCACCAUACAAGACAUACACAUGUGGAGCUGGCCCUUUGUCUGCUCCACCCUGCUGCUCUGCCUCGUCUGGAGGGCCACAGGCGUUCUCUUGCUCACCGCUGUGGUGAACAAGCUUCGGAGGAACGCCGUGACCUUUAGAGACCAGUUCAUCAUCGCCUACGGUGGCCUCAGAGGAGCAAUCUGCUUUUCUCUGGUCUUCCUCAUUGAUGACUUCCCAAAGAAGAGGCUCUUCAUCACAACCACCAUCGUGGUCAUUCUCUUUACCGUCUUUGUGCAGGGGAUGACCAUCAAGCCUCUGGUGGAGCUGCUGGACGUGAAGAGGAAGAAGAGAGCUCUGCCUACUGUCAGCGAGGAGAUCCACAGCAGGCUCUUAGACCAUCUGCUCUCAGGAAUAGAAGAUGUGGUUGGCUACUGGGGGCAACAUUACUGGAGAGACUGGUUUGAGCAGUUCAACAAGAGGUACCUUCGACGUUUCCUUAUCGGCGAGCAUCACCAGGCUCGCUCCAGCAUCCUGAGAGUCUACCAGGAGCUGGAGAGGAGGGAGCAGCAGGGGGGCGAGGAGGCACCGCCGCCAGUGGACCUGCGCCCUGGCGGCCGUCCCCUCUUGCCGGAGGAAAUGGACAGCAUCAGGCGUAUUCUGUCCAGAAACCUGCAAAACUUUAACAAGAAGCAGACUCCAGCCUACAGUAGACACACCUUGCACCAAGAUGGCUCAGCGAAGACGGCCCUGCACAGACAUCAGAGCCUUCCAGAGAGACACCCCUGUAGCAGAAGCACACUCUGCCCACAGCGAGCGCAAGGAGAGUUCUCCAAGUCUUACAGAGGGAGAGCACGACUCAGCAGAUCUCACACAGUGUGCUCAGCAAGCCCGAGACGGUCCGACCCCCCCGACUCUGUAGGCCCGGCUGCUCUGAAUCCGACUCAGCCAUCGGAUCCCGAACCUGCUGCGGAGGAGCAGCAAUCUCCGCUGCACAGGGCGCCGGUAGAGAGAGCAACAAAGAAACAACUCAGCUUUGUUCUGGAAAGGGAGACGCGUCAAUAAAGGGAGAGAGUGGCUGCGUUUCCAUCACAAACAUACGCAGAACUUGGCCGUUGUCCGAAAACAAAACCAAAAAACACACGUUAAAUGAGAAUGUGCUUCCAUUAAAUAAGAAAGCCAAUGAAAAUCGCAGGUGAAUGCGUUUGUUCACGCAAUAAGUGGUUAAAAAGCAUGCCUCCACAUGAUCCCCCAACCACUUCCUGUCGCCUUCUCCUUCGUCUUUUCCACUAGUUGUAACGUCCGGUUGUUGCUCAUGAUUCCUGAGAUGCAAAAAUAAUGUUCCCAUUGCUGUUUUGCGAAAUACGCUAUUUUCAAUACACAUGAAAACCUACCAACUUUUUUAUUGAAAAAUGAUCUCCCCUCCCCCCAAAUUGGCAGGUUUCCAAUAAGCACAUUUAUGUUUGAAAUGUCCAAUUGCAAAAUGAUGUGGUCGAUGGAAACGCAGCCACUGAGGAAGAAGAAGGAGCGUUAAUAAAGAAUCGGUCGUAGCGGUAGCUGCUACGUCAAGCUGCUGUGAACAGUUUAUGGACACAUUCCACACAAAGCUCUUGAAAUGAAAGAAAUGGUUGUAUCUUCUUGAGUGUCGUAAGCAAACAAUAAAGCUCUACUCAUACUUGACGGCAUCAGGUGGAGCUUUCAGGCUCAUUCCCACCUUCAGUCUCAUGUAUUUCCAACGCCUCUUCGUCAUAAACACUAUUUCUCUGUCCACAUUCCCCUCGCCCAC